Molecule: messenger RNA, 4035 nt
Organism: Morus notabilis
Lineage: Eukaryota; Viridiplantae; Streptophyta; Magnoliopsida; Rosales; Moraceae
Product: protein ENHANCED DOWNY MILDEW 2
Exons: 20
Coding region: 199-3849 (1216 amino acids)
Source: RefSeq, a predicted model, not a curated record
CUCUCUCUCAGUCUCACUCUACUCUCGGCGCUUUCGACUUUCUCAAACGAACAAGACUUGAGAAGAAAAGCAAUUCAGUUUGUUAAGCAAAGAAAGGAAUACUUUUCUGUAGGAAGAAAAAAGCAUAAAUGAACAAGACUUGAGAAAAGCAAUUCAGUUCAGGACUGUCUUCUGGGUAGUUUUGGAUUGAAGGAAGGUAUGGAAUCUUCAGAUGACGAGGCUAAGGCUCGGCCACUAUCUGUUUCAAAUUACCAUUUUGAGGAUGGAAAUGAUGAGCCUGUUUCAUUUUCUGUUUUGCCAAUUCAAUGGAGUGAGAGUGAGAGAAUUGGUGACGAAAAUGUUCAGAUUUUUCUGUAUGGGAAUGCUGAUAAUGGGCUUCAGAAAAUAUAUAAGCAUGUCAUAGCUUGGAAGUUUGAUCUCUCCAAUGCGAAGCCCGAGAUUUCGGUGCUCUCGAAGGAGAAUUGUUGGAUUAAGCUUCUGAAGCCCAGGAAGAGCUUUGAGGGCAUAGUUAGGUCAAUCUUGAUGACAGUGCACUGUCUCCAUUUUGUAAUGAGACAUCCUGAAAUAUCUGGGAAAUCUUUGUGGAGUCACAUGUUAAAACUUUUCAGUUUGCAUGAGGUCAAGGCUUUUGAGAGUGAGCUAGUAGAUCACUCUUGUUUAAUUACUGAAGCUUUUACAAGGAAUGAAGCCUUAGCAAAGUCUAAGUUUUUAUUCCACUUUCUCAACAAGAAUCCUAAGAAGAGGAAACUACGGGAUGAGUAUUUAGUCCAAUUUUUCAACAAGAAUCCUAAGAAGUGGAAACUACGUGAUGAGGACUUCGAAUCCAAAGCAGCGUCUGGGUUUGUUGUUGAUAUGGUGGAUGAUAUUGUUGAUGUUGCAGAAGAAGAUAAAUCCAGUGAAAGUCAUGAUAUCUACGAUGAUCUCUGUGCCUUUUGUGAUGAGGGUGGUGAUCUAUUGUGUUGUGAAGGGAGGUGCCUGAGGUCUUUUCACGCAACCAAGAAGACUGCCAUGGAUGCAAAAUCUCAUUGCGAUUCUCUUGGCUUGACCAAGGAUGAAGUAGAUGCGAUUCCAAAUUUUCUCUGCAAGAACUGCGAAUAUAAACAACACCAAUGCUUUAUUUGUGGGGAAUUGGGGUCCUCUGAUACAUCUUCAGGUGCUCAGGUCUUUUGCUGCGCCUCUAUAACAUGUGGCCAAUUUUACCAUCCACAUUGCUUAUCGAGCUUGCUUCAUCAAGAUAAUAAUGAUUCUGCGGAAGAAAUAGAGAAAAAGAUUGCUGAGGGGAGAUCUUUCACGUGUCCAAUUCAUAAGUGCUACAUUUGCAAACAAGGAGAGAAUAAAAGAGAUCCUGAUUUGCAGUUUGCUGUGUGCAGGCGAUGUCCUAAAUCUUACCAUAGAAAGUGCUUGCCAAGGAAGAUCGCUUUUGAAGGAAAUAAAAAGGAGGGUAUAGUACAAAGGGCUUGGAAAGACCUAUUACCCAAUCGGAUUCUAAUAUAUUGCUUAGAGCACAAGAUGGAUGAAAGAAUUGAAACUCCAGCCAGGGGCCACAUAAUAUUUCCGGAUGUUGAAGAGAAGAAGAGUGCUACUAAAAAGAGCAAGAGUAGUGUUGAACAUACAUCCUCGAAGCCACCAGGAGACAGUAGGAAAACUGAGUCAAACACGAGAAUUCCAACCUCUGUAGAAUGCAAUCAUGGAACUGCUGCUUGCGAAACAUUGAAACGAAAGGAGAAUACUUCUGCAAAUUUAGGUGGAAACAAAGAUAAUGGAAAGCUCCGAUCUGCGACAAAUGUCCCUAUGAAAGUUCAUGUAAAUUAUGCAUCCAAAAAGAAAUCCAAGUCUCCCACGGUUAAAGAAAAUAAGUCCUUGCAGAAGCGAAGGAAACAAGAAACAAAUAAGUCUGCAGAAGAUAAGCCUGUGACCAAAAAAUUGUGUCGUUCAACUUCUCAAUUGGAUUCUGAUACAGACAGGAGAUUGUUGGAUUUAGUAGACGAUGUUGAAUCAUCUAUAAAUCUGGAAGAUAUUAGAAAAAAGUUCAAAGUUCCAUCUACUCAUACAUCCUUGAAAGAUGUUGUGAACGAGACUAUUACAAUGGAAAAGGUUCAGUCUUCAGUUGAGGCGGUUCGACCUGCUUCACAGAUACCGGAGGAAGUAGGCAACAUUGAAGAUGCAAAAGCUGUUUGUGAGCCAGAGAUUCUUGGCCAGAUAUUUAACUGGAAGAUUGUCAAUAAGCUACAUGACUAUGUAGAAGGAGGUGAUAUGAUAGUGGAUAUCUGCUAUGGUGAUAAUGAUUUCAAUCUACUAAUGAAGAAAAAACUUGAAGAGAGGGGAAAGAAAUGCUUUUACAAAAACUAUGAUCUACUUCAAGCUAAGAUUGAUGACCGUUCUGAAAAGAGAGAUUGGAUGACUGUCCAGCAAGAGGAGCUGCUAACGGGUUCAAAAUUGAUAAUGGGGCUAAAUCUUCCAUUUGGUGUCAAAGCAGCUGUUGCAAACGAGAUCAUUGAUAAGGCUCUUGAAUUUAAGCCAAAGCUCAUUCUACUUAUGCUUCCACGAGACGAAGCACAAAGGUUAGAUGAAAAGACACCACCUUAUGAUUUGAUUUGGGAGGAUCACCGGAUUCUAUCAGGAGAGUCGUUUUAUUUGCUGGGAUCUGUUGAUUCAAAUGAGAAACAAAUAGAAAAGGCAAAUGUGAAGCCACCUGUACUCUAUCUAUGGAGCCAUCCUGAUUGUUAUGCCGAACAUGAUUUUAUAGCUCAAAAGUAUGGUCACUUUUCCAUGCAACAAGAUCCGAUGGAAAAGAGUCAUGCUGAAAAUCUGAUCGUCAAUUAUCCAACACACGGUCGUGUUAAUAAUGAUAUCAAAUACAAGCAGGCUAAUGAGCAUGGGAGACAUGAGAGCCGCAGGAGUCUUGAUUAUACGAAGAAAGACUCGAAGGAGAAACGUGGGGAAUGGCAGAAUGACAAAAGGAUGCAUGGAAGAGCAAGGGUAGAAACAGCAACAGAGUGCAAAUUGGAGAUGCAUCCUUCGCAUGUGGAGCGUGGUGGAAAUUUUCAUCAGAACUUUCAGGAUCGCCUGUCUCCUUCACCAAUGGAACAACAAUGGAAUGACACAAAGAAACAUGGAAGAUCAAAGGUUGAGUCCGCAACAGAGCACAAAUCACAGAGGAGUCGUUCACAUGCAGAGCUCGGUGGACAUAGUCAUGAGCAUUAUCGGAAUUGCAUGUCUGCUUCACCAACGGAACAACGACAACAGAAUGACACAAAGAGGCAUGGAAGAACAAAGAAUGAAACCGCAUCAGAGCGCAAAUCAGGGAUGAGUCCUCCACACACGGAGCUUGGUGGACGUAGCCAUCACACUUUCAGGAAUUACGUGCCUGCUUCACCUACCGAGUCGGUAACCACCUUUCUGGAGAAACGGGCUAGAACUUCGGAUGACAAAUUUGGAAGGCAUUACAUGAAUAGUGCUGAGCACGGAACUGAUCAUUAUAGUGCAAGAAAUCGCUUUGGCAAUAGAGACUAUAUUAAUGGAAAUAAACAGAAGCACAAAGAGGAAUCUAAUAUCAGGUCACAAGAUUUGCAUUCCUCGGGAAGCAAUUAUGUAGCAGGCCAGAAAUCUGGACACAGCCAGAUGGGAUCACUCACAUUGAACUCGCAUUCUUGCAGAAAUCCGACUCCAUCAGUAGCCGAGCCUUCUUAUCCAAUAGAAGCAUCAACAAUGCAGCAUUCUCCAAGAGAUGAUUUUGAGUACACACGGAGCAGAUUAUAUGCUCGAUCAUCUGGUAUGGAUUUUGCUCUUGGUCCUAAUUUAGAAUACUCGAGCACGCACUCGGCUGGUUGGCUUGAACCCGAUGAAUAACCAAGUACGUCGACAUUGUCUCCUCGUAGGCCUUGGCGCGAUUUUUUCAUAGAAUGAAACACUAACAUGUAUGGUUUUUCGGCAAAGAUGAUGUACAUAGAUAGAAGGAUUACCAUUCGUAGUAGGUUUGGACUGGAGAGUUCAUUAACACGUCUGUUUAGUUGUUAAUAGGUUGCUUUUCUUUGA